AUGAUUGUCAGCUCAGGUAUUCUCGCCAUGGGAUCGCAAUCCCGGGGGUAUCGCAUGCGCUCUGCGUGUAAUGCUUGUCAUUCCGCCAAGCUGCGCUGUUCUGGCAGUUCUCCAUGCUCGCACUGCCAGAUAUCUGGCGAGUCAUGCGUCUACAGCCUUUCCGAUCGCCUAGGCAGGCCCAAGGGUGUCAAGAACAAGAGGACAGACAGCAGCUCUCAUGACACCACACGCAAGCAGUCCACAAAAAGCAUUCCAACUGAAGCUGCGAGUGCGCAGCGCGAAGCCAUUGCCAGUUACAAUCACCUGGACGGUGGUAGUAUGUGCGACCUAGUCUUGGAAGACGAUCUUGACUUCUUCACUAAUAUUCUAACCGAUCCUAGCCAUUAUCUGCUCUCGCAUCAUGUGUCGCCCGCUGAUGAAGGCUAUAUGAUGCCGCCCAACGGAACUACCGACGCGACUUCACCUCAUGCCUCCCUUCAGUGUAGAUGCUUUCAGCGGUACACCGACUUACUCGCCCACCUUCGCAUUUUACGGCAGCAGUCUGCUUCGUUCUCCAUUGACACCCUGCUCGUGGCAAACCAGCGCACACUCGCCACCUGGAAGCAUUUCAGUCAGUGUCUGGCCUGCAGCACCCCGCUCAACGAAGAGGUCAUAUUUCUCGCCGCGAUCAGCUUGCGUAGCAUGCUCCGCGUUGUCCAGGUCUUCUGCUCAAACCCGCCCGCUGCACGCUCCGUAGACACCAGCUUGCUGUCUCAUUCCUUGGGGGACCCCAAAGACGAUUCCAACAACGAGAUACGCAUGAUCAUCGGGAGCUACCAGGUCGAAGGAGACGAAAGGCAGAUGAUAGGGAACAUGCUGGUCCUCCAUACAUUGAAUCGCAUCGAGUUUGCUGUCUCUUGCCUGUCUGAGCACAUCGCUCAAUGUACGCCCUCGGACCCGUCAUAUGCUGACAGCAUGACUUCUAAUUGGGUGGUGCCAGACGAGAGCGCAGUACGAAGUGACUGGGAUAUCGGCCUGAAGCCGGUCCAGGUUAUUCUGCGCGGCUUGGACACUGCCAUCAAGAACAUGAGCCAAACCCUACAGUGGAAAAGUCGCGUGGCAACGAAUAAUAUGGGAGAAGGGAUCAUUGAACAGAUGUAA
Messenger RNA from Talaromyces rugulosus, 1140 nucleotides. RefSeq lists its product as uncharacterized. The transcript is spliced from 2 exons. The record is from RefSeq and is a predicted model, not a curated record. The coding region runs from base 1 to 1140 and encodes 379 amino acids. Gene Ontology annotation, biological process: positive regulation of transcription by RNA polymerase II. Gene Ontology annotation, molecular function: zinc ion binding; DNA-binding transcription factor activity, RNA polymerase II-specific; sequence-specific DNA binding. NCBI's taxonomy places the organism in Eukaryota, Fungi, Ascomycota, Eurotiomycetes, Eurotiales, Trichocomaceae. Gene Ontology annotation, cellular component: nucleus.